This is a messenger RNA of Xenia sp. Carnegie-2017, 2382 nucleotides long. RefSeq names its product homeobox protein Meis1-like. The coding region runs from base 347 to 1900 and encodes 517 amino acids. Gene Ontology annotation, biological process: animal organ morphogenesis; eye development; positive regulation of cell population proliferation. Gene Ontology annotation, molecular function: RNA polymerase II cis-regulatory region sequence-specific DNA binding; DNA-binding transcription activator activity, RNA polymerase II-specific. NCBI's taxonomy places the organism in Eukaryota, Metazoa, Cnidaria, Anthozoa, Malacalcyonacea, Xeniidae. The transcript is spliced from 10 exons. The record is from RefSeq and is a predicted model, not a curated record.
UUCAUUAUUUGUGUACUGCAUUAUACAGGAUUUAAACAUCUUAACAAACGCCCAUCGAUUUAGCUAGCUAUCUCACUUGAAUUAUAGCUAUGUCGUGAAAGUGGCGUCGAAAUAUGCCAGUUUUCAUGACAAAUUGUUUAAUCACUUUUCCUUGUUAUAAAUAUCUUGAAGAGCAUUAGUUUGUGUCGUUCAACGACUUUAAUAACCUGACGAGAACACUUGUGCGAACUGGAGAAGACUUACUACCAUCAAUCGCUUCACAUAAAAAUGAGAGAGACGAAAGAAAAAAAGGAAAAACUGCAAGAUAAUGUAGCCGUACGAUGAGCAAGCCGGCUACGGACAGGCCAUGGAUGCAGGCAGCGCAGCAACUAGUCUAUAUAAUGCGUAUCCCAAUCCUGGCGCUGCUGCUAUUCACCUAGUCUCUGGUCAACAUCCUACAGCAGGCUUUAGUAACGCGCCGAAUCCAAGCUAUCAUGGAACUGCAGCAGCAAACGUACCGACCGUAAUCAGCGCUGUUUCGGACAUUCACAAAAGGGAUAAAGAAUUAAUCUAUGGCCAUCCGCUCUUUCCAUUGCUCGCUUUGAUUUUUGAAAAAUGUGAACUGGCGACUUGCGCACCUCGCGAGCCUGGUGCUGUUGGUGGGGAUGUAUGUUCGUCAGCGUCGUUCAGCGAGGAUAUUUCUGUGUUUGCAAAACAGUUCAAAAGCGAGAAACCUUUAUUCAGUCAAAAUCAUGAAAUUGACAGUCUGAUGGUACAAGCAAUACAAGUUCUUCGCUUUCACUUACUCGAGCUUGAAAAGGUACACGAGUUGUGCGAUAACUUUUGCAAAAGGUACAUAUCCUGUUUGAAGGGGAAAAUGCCCAUAGAUUUGGUUAUGGACGAACGCGACGCUGAUGGUAAAUUGCGGUCAGAUAGUGUAGGCUCCGACGACAGCGGUGACAAUCGCGGAAAUGCUGAAAACAUUCAGAGUACAAGUGAAACACCAAGUUGGUCACAUGACUCUGGACUAGACUUAAGUCACGCGGACUCUAGAGUUUCUAUGACGUCACAAUCUUCACUGGGGGCUGACACGUCUUCGCCUGAAGGAUUAGACGCCAGUCUUCACGCGGCUCUCGGUGGAGACGAUAGCGUUUUCGAUGACGAUGAAAACGACAAGGAUAAGAAGAAGCAAAAGAAAAGAGGAAUAUUUCCUAAAGCAGCGACAAACAUCAUGAAAGCUUGGCUAUUUCAGCAUCUUACGCAUCCUUACCCAUCUGAGGAACAGAAAAGGACUUUAGCUCAGGAAACUGGACUUACAAUCUUACAAGUCAACAAUUGGUUUAUCAACGCUAGACGACGUAUUGUCCAACCAAUGAUUGACGCGUCGAACCGAGCCGGAAAGUCGCCAGUCGUCACUGUGUUCAAGUCACCGAGACGACGCGGAGGAAAGAACGGAAGCCAAGGGAUACCCUCACCAUCGAGAUUUGGACCCUCUGGUCCUGGACAUCUGACCCCACCUGGAUAUUACCCAGAGCACGCUCAGAUGCACCCCAACUACCAUAUGCCCGAACCUGUAUCAGGUCAAUCACCGCACUUUUCACCCCGGGGUUAUAUUCCAGGUGGUGAACCCUCACCCGGAGGAAUGCCUGGUCAUCUGGGAAGCUCCCCCGUGCCUCAUAGCAUGCAUGCGCAAAUGCAGGCAGCACAUGCUUAUCGAGCUCAAGUACCGACUGGGCAAGGACACUCGCAGGCGAUGUACAUACCUAGUCACCAAAUGAUUAUGACGCCAGCAGGACAUGCUCAUGCUCAGUUUCCUCCAUCACACGGUCAAGUAUUAACUCCUAGUCACCAGUCUUCAUCUCCGUCUUUACUCCCUCCUGAUACAAUGACUCAACAGGUCGUAGAUAUUCAUUCUUCGUGAAAGGGACGAAAAUGAACGACAACCUGAAUCAAAAAAGGAAGGAAAAAAUCUUGGUGUUUGUUUCGUACUUCAUAUCGUGAAAAACGAUGCUCACGUCACCAAUAAACUACGUCAAGCUGAAUACGUCAGAUGUAAAUAACGAGAAGAUGUUUUACGCAAUGUUGAGGGAACAACAAACAAUGUUUCUAAUUUAAAAAUAGAGAACUAAAAGAAAUAAUAAUAUUUUGUUCGCAUAGUUGAAGAAUUAUAUUUUGUACAUUGUAUUUUGAAUUACGUCAAAUGAUUAUUGUUAAUGUGCAGUCGAAAUAUUAGAAAAUUAUUUGAAACGUUGGUGAUUUUAUUCUUUUCGUUCAUAUCGCAACUCGUUUUGUUUCUUGAGAAAAAAAAUGUGUAAAUGACAAAUUUAUUGUUUUAUGUUGAUAUGUACAUAUAUAUGAAUAAGCAAGUUUCGUGUUUGGAAGAAAGAAAAUACUACACAAAAA